Molecule: messenger RNA, 3262 nt
Organism: Syzygium oleosum
Lineage: Eukaryota; Viridiplantae; Streptophyta; Magnoliopsida; Myrtales; Myrtaceae
Product: putative pentatricopeptide repeat-containing protein At1g16830
Exons: 5
Coding region: 92-2101 (669 amino acids)
Molecular function (GO): protein binding
Source: RefSeq, a predicted model, not a curated record
UCUCUCUCUCUCUCUCUCCCUCUUUUUCGUAGCAAUCCACAGUUGUCCCCCUCCCCUGCGCGAGCUCUCAUGGUAUGAAUUCGGGCGAGCAAUGUUAUGGCGAUUCCGAUGGACAUCGCGUCGCUGUGCUCGAAUCCACGCCCUUCGGAGCCUCCCCUCCGCGUCCCUCGUCGAUCUCCCUCUUCCGUCGCCGGCUCAAUCCUCCGUUCGCGGAGCUCGCGCCUCUUCUUCCCGAGAAAAUCGCCGUCGAAUUCGCCAAGUUUCCGAGAAGAACAGGCCCCUUCUGACGCCCGACGUCGUGUGCUCCGCCCUAUCGAGCUGCCCCUCCGAUUUGAUUGCUCUGAGAUUCUUCCUGUGGUGCGCAGAGCAGCCCGGUUAUUUUCACGAUCGGCGUUCGUUUGAUCGCAUGGUUGGCGUGGUAGCGCGCCUCGGGGAUCGCCACGGGUCCGUGAGCUGCAUCGUUGGGGAGCUGGAGAGUAUCGGGUGCGCGAUAAAGGCGCAGACUUUGCUCCUUCUGUUGAGGAUUUACUGGCGUGGAGGAUUGUAUGAGUCGGUCCUCGAGGCUUUCGAGCAAAUGGGGAGGUUCGGUUUCACUCCCAACACGUUCGCGCGCAACGUAUUGAUGGACGUGCUGUUCAAGAUUGGACGGGUUGAUGUUGCUCUCGAGGUCUUGAAGCAGACCCAGGUUCCGAACUUUUUAUCUUUUAAUAUUGCGUUGUGUAAUUUGUGUAAAGUAGAUGAGCCCGGUAAAAUAAGGGAUGUUGUCAGAAGUAUGUUGAAGAGUGGUUUUUAUCCCAAUAUCGCGACGCUUGAGAUGGUUUUAAAUGCUUUUGUAAAGAAGUGUAGGUUAGUAGAGGCAACUCAAGUGUUGACACUCAUGAUAACGAUGGGCGGUGCUGUAUCUGUAAAUGCGUGGAGCAUCUUAAUAAAUGGGUUUUGUCGGCUUCAGCGAUUUGAUAUGGCGGGAUAUUUGUUGGAGAAGAUGGGUGAAAGUGGCUGUACCCCUAAUGUUGUUACUUACACUACUCUAAUAAAAGGAUUCAUGGAAUCCCAGAUGGUUAAUCGUGCAGUAAAGAUAUUAAGUGUCAUGGAGUCAAAAGGGAAUGCUCCUGACUUGGUUCUUUGUAAUGUACUCAUAGAUUGUUUCUGUAAGAAUGGGCGGUUUGAUGAUGCGCUUUGUAUUUUCAUUAGUCUGUCCGAACGAAAUCUGGUACCUGAUUCUUACACUAUCUGCUCAUUGUUGACGACCCUUUGUCGUUCGAGGAGGUUCUCUCUUAUGCCCGAGUUAGUGAAUGGACUUGACAUUGAGGCAGACCUAGUGCUUUAUAACUCUCUUUUGAGUUACUUUUGCGAGGCUGGUUUACCAUCCCUGGCUGUAGAUUUGUAUGACGUUAUGAUCGAUAGUGGUUUCACACCAGACAAGUACAGUUUUGUUGGAUUGUUGAGCGGACUUUGUGGAGCAAGAAGAAUUGAUGAAGCACUAAAUGUGUAUAAUGGUAUUGUAAGGAGUGGUUCUGAUCUUGAUGCUCAUGUACAUACAACCAUCAUCAAUGGUCUAAUUAAAGUUGGUAAAUGCCAUCAAGCAAUUAGAUUUUUCAGAAAAGCCGUAGAGGAGAAAUAUGAGGUGGAUGUUGUAUCCUACACAGUGGCCAUUCGUGGGCUUUUUAGGGGUGGUAGAGGUCAUGAAGUUACUGCCUUGUAUGAUGAGAUGAAGGGGGUUGGCAUAUCUCCUGAUAUGCAAGUGUAUAAUAUGAUGGUCUCUGGUUUUUGCAAAGAUAAAGAUGCCAAAAUGGUGACCCAGGUACUGCGCGAAAUGGUUGAUGGGAGGAUAUUGUUAAGCAGUAACAAUAUUAAUAGGAUAUGUAGUUUUCUUUCCAGAUCACGUGGUUCACGUUUGGCUUUUGGUCUGUUAAUUGAGAUGAGAGAUUUGGGAUUGUUUCCUGCUGAGGAAAUUUCAUUAUGUAGUCAUGGACUUGUGCAGGAUGCAUGUAUAGGAGGAGAUAUACAUUCUUUGGUUCCCUUAAGCCUUUCAGAAAGUAAUUUGUCUUUAGACGCAUCAUCCUCUGAGGACAUGUCAGACAUGGCUGUUUCAGUGGGUUGAGGAAUGAUUAGUGGACGAAGUACAGAGCUAAAGCGACAGCAACCUGUGAUUAUUAGUACCGAGGAAAAUCUGCUUGUCAAUGGUAUAUAUCUUGGGGGAUGAUAUUGAGCAGAUAAAAACAUCUACAAUGUGAUGGUGCUAUCUGAGAAGGGAGACUUGACAGGGUUGUGUACACUGGAGUGGUUGAAAUGGUGUCUUGAUCAAUCGAUAGAAGAUUUCCUUGCAUAAAUUAAGGUGAAAGGGUUGGACGAAGUAAUCUGUUGCCAUGAAGGUACUUGAGUUUCUGUUGAAAUGGUCGGUGCGAGUCAUGUGACAAUGAUAUUUGCAAUCUACACCUGAUUCGACUUCCAUCAAGAUCCUUUUAGCAGCAAUUGAUACUUGUAGGAAGAUACUUCAGAAAAUAUCAACUCGUUUUGUGCCAGCCUGAUGUUGUGGAGAGAUCUGAAGUAUCUUUCUCUUCAUGUGAAAUUGCUUCUGCUGGACUGCAAUCUGCUGCAGGUGUUAAUGAUGCAGAAAAUCCUAAUAUUAAUGGAACUUGCGAUUUGGUCCAUGCAGAGCAACCUCAAUUCUGCCCAUGUUCUGGUGUUGGAGGUCUUUAUUGCCUAUCUUCAUUGGUAUCUUUUCCUUAUUUGUUUUCUUGGCGCAUCGGAGAUGGAGGGGUAAUACUUGGAAGUGGACGAGAGUUGAUUGCUCCAUGCCGUCGCAAAGAACCCCAAGAGUUCAUUGAUGUUAUGUCUCAAUAAUUCAGGUCUCGUAAGUAGGGUCUUCCUUUUACACUCAAUGUACAGAGAAUGCGGGGCGGUUCUCUAUUAUAUGCAGAUGCGCUGCCCGAUCGCCGGUGGUUGCGAUUGACACUCCCAUUACUUGCUGCUAGGUAUCUCACCCUCAUCUUUAUAGAUUAGCUAGUCCUGUAAUUUCUUUUACGAUGAGAGAAAGUGGAGCCUUUGAAGCUAGUAAUGCAUCCACCUUUCUGAUUAAUAGAGUCGAGCGUGCCGCUCACGACGCCAUGGUAUAAGCUUCGUUUUGCGGUAUCGUAAAUUUUGGAUUGUAUUCUGCAGCCAAAAAAAGAGGAAAAAGAAGAAGAAAACAGAGAGUAGUGAAGCUUACAUCUCUACUCUGUAGACAUAUUGGAUGAUUAUUAGGGGGAGUCCUUUUAGUUUA